Trematosphaeria pertusa is the source of this 1124-nucleotide messenger RNA. RefSeq lists its product as uncharacterized. The coding region runs from base 235 to 945 and encodes 236 amino acids. The transcript has a single exon. Lineage: Eukaryota; Fungi; Ascomycota; Dothideomycetes; Pleosporales; Trematosphaeriaceae. The record is from RefSeq and is a predicted model, not a curated record.
AGCUAGGACCACAAAAAUAGCGCUGUAAUCUAGUAGUGACAUCCUUCUGGACCAGCACACCGCUUGAUCCGAGGAAACGGUACAACCAUGUCCCAUCUUCUCCAGAUGUAGAAGGUCUCUUAGGGGCUAGUCGAGGAGAAUUCGUGGGACGAAACUCGAGCGCGGUUAUCGCGACAUGCCUUUUCACUUUCCUAAAAAGGCAUAGACCUCAUUUCUAGAAGGCCUGAGUAGCAAAUGGGGAGUUGGUGGAGGCUGGAGACGAGUUCGAAGCGAAUGGGCUCGAGCAUGUGUUCCACGUUGCUUCGGCAAGCCAGACACCGGUUGACCUGCCGUGUCGGUUGGAGAAGCUCAACCCCACCUACGGUUCGCGGAAAGGUCGUUGCGAUAAGCACGUGGGGGAGCACACCACAUGCGCUCCGCAGAGCACGGGCUUGUCCACAUGAACAGGUGCCCUGGCAUAGACAUGAGCUUCGAGGAAUCCUGUUGGCUCUUCGAGUCUCUCGCGCGGCAAGCAGGAAAAAGGAACACGGCACAACUCGGACAACAGCAUCUUUCGAGAUAGGGAGGUACUCGUGGUCGGCCACACAUCGGUGCGAUUCUCCAAGCCAGUCGCAUCGGCUGCUAAGGAGCUGCGCCCAACUCCGGGAGUCGUUUUCCCUCGGUGCCCGGAAAUUCCUUCUAAACAUCAUCAUCUGCCUGGCGUUGGUCUUUCCUCAGGGAACGAAAUUGCGGACCCACGCAGCCUUCUCGCCGGGCUGUCCCGAGCCCAAGAGUACGGGAAAGAAUUGCUUUUCUAGUCGUGUGGGAGCACCCACUUGGGAAAUAGACGAUGCUCGGCGCUCCAAAGCCACGCGACAAAACGAGGGCGGGUGUCCGAGGCUAUGGGUUGGGGACCUUGGUGCGAUUCACAUAGCGCGUCGGAAGCCCUCCCGCCUGCCGAAAUGACUUGACCACUGCGGAAUUGACUCCGUUUGCUGUCGGUUCAUGGGAUAGCAUCCGAAAACUGAGUCGCGCACAUUGACGGGGCAUGGAUAGACUAGGGCGGAAGCCAGCAGCAAGUUCCCCCCGUUCGCUAGAGAGUCAGAACGCGGGCGUCGACGACGUGAACGGAAAGAUCUCAUCUC